This is a messenger RNA of Lachancea lanzarotensis, 1467 nucleotides long. RefSeq names its product LALA0S05e08702g1_1 (gene ENT1). The transcript has a single exon. Gene Ontology annotation, biological process: endocytosis; actin filament organization. The record is from RefSeq and is a predicted model, not a curated record. Bases 1 to 1467 code for a protein of 488 amino acids. Gene Ontology annotation, cellular component: plasma membrane; endosome; clathrin vesicle coat. Gene Ontology annotation, molecular function: clathrin binding; phospholipid binding. NCBI's taxonomy places the organism in Eukaryota, Fungi, Ascomycota, Saccharomycetes, Saccharomycetales, Saccharomycetaceae.
AUGUCAAAAUCGUUGAUGAGAAAGGCCAAAAAUGUGGUGAACGGAUAUUCGAGCACACAGGUUUUGUUACGGGAGGCUACAUCUAAUGACUCAGAUGGACCAUCUGUGGACCUUUUGGAUGAGAUUGCGGAAAGGUCGUGGGACAAUGUGAGUUUUUUCGAGAUCAUGGAUAUGCUAGAUAAACGGUUGAACGAUAAGGGCAAAAAUUGGCGUCAUGUUGCGAAAUCGUUAACGGUGCUGGACUAUUUGGUCCGGUGUGGCUCAGAUCAUUGUGUUCCUUGGGCCAAAGAGAAUUUGUAUAUCAUCAAAACAUUGCAGGAGUUUAUACACGAGGACGAACUUGGAACCGACCAAGGUCAGCUUGUGCGUGUCAAAGCGCGUGAACUGACCGCGCUGUUGCUGGACGACGAGCGUUUGAGAGAGGAAAGAGAACUAAGACGGAAGAACCGUCGGCCAAGACGGCGUCGGACUCGCGACAAUCUCAACGACGACGACAUGCAGCGUGCUUUAGAGGAAAGCAGACUCACCGCAGAGCAGGAAGAAGAAGAGCGUCGCAGAAGAUUGGAGCUCUACGAUAAUAGCAAUGACGACCUGCAGACCGCCCUGCAGCUCAGUCAAGAAGAGGAAGAGCUCAGGCGUCUACGAGCACUUCAAAUGCAGCAGGCUCAAAACCAGAUGUUCGAGUACAAGCAACCCGAACAGCAGGCCAUGUAUUAUGAUGUUUUCGGAAAUCCAAUUACCUUAGAGGAGUAUCUUCAAUAUCAACAGCAGAUGAAUGAACAACAGCUCGCGCAACAACAAUAUCAACAAGCGGCUCAGCAGCAAUACCUCGCCCAACAACAGUACCUGGCUUUACAACAACAACAGCAAGAGGAGGCACUUGCGCAUCAGCGAUACUUGCAGUCGCUUGCACAGCAACAACAACAGUUGCAACCCUUAGCAACAGGCUCUAACAACCCAUUCGCAAGAAACAACCAAAUGAGCCCACCACCCAAUACGGUUCAAACACCCGCUCCACUUCCUCCACGUCCAGUGGAAGUGCCACAGCAAGCGCCUGCUCCACAAAGAGUUCCUUCCCCACCACAGCAGCCACUCAAACAAACCAGAACUGGGAACCAGUCUAUCUCUGACAAGUUCAGCGACUUGAACAAUCUUUUGGCCACAGGUGCUGGUCUAGAUACAUUCGGUAAUACAGGUGGUACUCGUAUUCCUGCUCAGCAUACCAAGACCGGCACCUUCAUCAAUUCACAAGGUACAGGUUAUAAGCAGGUCACAAGUGAAUCACAGGGCAAGAAGAACCCUUUCUUAAGCCAACAAUACACGGGACUUCCAAGUACCUCGGUUGUGCCCUCUUACACUGGCUAUGGGUUUGGGAAUGGGAAUCAAAAUUAUCCGCCUCAACAACAGCGCAACCAAUAUGCUUCCAACGGAGCAGCAGAUCAAGGCGUAAGUCUAAUAGACUUGUAG